GUGAAGCCGCCGCUCGGGCCUACUCCUCGGUCCGGCUCCCGAUGCUGUCUCUCGCCGCCCGUUCGGGGGUCUUCGCCCCGUACCUCUCGGCCACCACCUAUGCCGUGGCCUCGCAGCUCAAGCCGCUGGCGGUCGGCGCGGUCUCCAAGGGCGAGGAGGUGCUGCUGGACUUGAAGAGGCCGCUGCUGUGCGGGGAGUCGCUGUCCGGCCGGGCGCCUCGGGGCGGCGUCUCUGCCACCGCCGGCAUCAACGUUGCUUCGAGUGUUCGCUAUGCACAUAGCGAUGUCAAAAUUCCAGAUUUCUCUGACUACCGGCGGGCAGAUGUUAUGGACGCCCAGAAAACAUCACAGGACAGCAUUGAUACGAGGAGGGGUUUCUCCUACUUAAUAACUGGAGCAACUCUCUGUAUGACAGCCUAUGCUGCAAAGAACGUCGUCACCCAGUUCAUCUCGAGUAUGAGCGCCUCUGCUGAUGUGCUGGCAAUGUCUCAGAUUGAAGUCAAGUUGGCUGAUAUACCAGAAGGCAAGAACAUGACCUUCAAAUGGCGAGGCAAGCCCCUGUUUAUCCGCCACCGUUCACCCAAGGAAGUUGAGAAAGAACAGGCAGUGAACCUAGCUGAGUUGCGAGACCCUCAAUUAGAUUCUGACAGAGUGAAAAAUCCACAGUGGAUGAUUGUCAUUGGUGUUUGCACUCACCUGGGCUGUGUGCCAAUAGCGAAUGCUGGUGAAUAUGGGGGUUACUACUGCCCCUGCCAUGGAUCUCAUUAUGAUGCGUCAGGGAGAAUCAGGAAAGGCCCAGCACCAACUAAUCUGGAGGUGCCUCCUUACGAAUUCACUUCUGAUGAUGUUGUAAUUGUUGGUUAAUUUUAAGGAUCUUAAUCAUUGAAUACCUUGUGGUUUUGCUUUUGUCACUUGUACUUAAGUCAACUGAAUAAUUUUUACCAGCAGCUUGUUAAGGUGAUUGUUGGUGUACAAGUUUGAUGGAGGGGGUUAAUGGUGUAAACCAAGCUUGUCUUUAAAUAAAUGUAUCUUGCCUC
Messenger RNA from Callorhinchus milii (elephant shark), 1036 nucleotides. It is a transcript of the gene uqcrfs1, whose product is annotated as cytochrome b-c1 complex subunit Rieske, mitochondrial. Gene Ontology annotation, molecular function: 2 iron, 2 sulfur cluster binding; quinol-cytochrome-c reductase activity. The record is from RefSeq and is marked provisional. Gene Ontology annotation, biological process: mitochondrial electron transport, ubiquinol to cytochrome c. NCBI's taxonomy places the organism in Eukaryota, Metazoa, Chordata, Chondrichthyes, Chimaeriformes, Callorhinchidae. Gene Ontology annotation, cellular component: membrane.